Molecule: messenger RNA, 1098 nt
Organism: Carassius auratus (goldfish)
Lineage: Eukaryota; Metazoa; Chordata; Actinopteri; Cypriniformes; Cyprinidae
Exons: 5
Coding region: 423-755 (110 amino acids)
Source: RefSeq, a predicted model, not a curated record
GUUUGGAAUAAUUAUUACAAUUUUUAUAUUGUGACAUCACAGUUUAAAAGAACUGUUUUCUAUUUUAGUAUAUUAGUUUAUUAAAACUGAACUGAAUUUCCGGCAUCAUUACUCCAGUCUAAUCCAUCAUUAUUCCAAAUAAAUUCUUAGCAUCACAGGAAUAAAUUACAUUUUAUUUAUGGCCUGUAGUGUAUAUUCGUGCAAAACUGAUAUAUUUACUUUAAGAUGUGUGAAAGCUGAAGCUGUUCUAGUUGAAUAGUUCAUAUCCGUGGUCACAUAUCCCCCAGAGUUGUGUGUUCAGAUCUGUUCUGAAAGAGUGCUCUAUUCGCUCUCACACCACAGCUCCAAAUUCUACACACUGCCUCCCGUGAUCAUUCGCAGACUUUAGCCUCCUACAGCGCAGAGACCUUGCUUGUGCAAAAAUGAAAAGCAUGAGGCAUAUAGUGAUUCUGAUGACUCUCAUAAGCGGUGCGUUCACUGCUCCAUUUGUGAAGGGGGAGCAGGCCAAGAAAAUUUUACGUCUAAAGAGGCAGUCUGGAUACUGGGACCCCAAUUAUGCACAGAACCAAUGGGGUUAUACCUUACAGGAGCAGGCAAAUGAAUACUGGACUGAUUUGAGAACAAAUGCUCAGUAUUACAUGGACAUGGGAAACCUGGUGUUUGACCGUUCUCUGGCUGAUGAGACCAAUAGGCUCUACAUGGACAUGCUGAGGGAUGUAAGAGCACAGCUGGAUGCACACACAGGCCAACAGUGAUUGAUAUGGACAAAAACGAUCAACUGAUUAAGUCAAUGGCGAGUGCUGAGACAGCUUUGCUGAUCUCAUGGUUGUGAGCAGAGCAGCUGCCAGUUUUUGCUGCUGAGGUCUCUAAGAGAUUUCAAUUAGUCUGCAGCAAUGCUUUUCAGCAUAGUAUAAAAUGCUUCUAAAUAAAAUGAAGUAAUCCAUCAUCAAUGUAUUAAUUAUUAAAUAGGUUAUGUAUCAGAUAAAGAAAAGUGUUUGGCAAAACAAAGUCUUAGUACAAAGUUUCUUUAAAAAAAAUGUCAAUACAUUUUUGCUACAAAUCAAACUAAAUAAAUCUUUUUUAAAGGCAAUUUGAACA